GCGGCCGCGAUGCUGGCGACUGUCACAACCACAUAAAUCCUCACUCACCACGUCACCACACCGCCCCCAAUGUGAUCUUAACACCCUGCACCGCUGCUUGCGAAAGCACGCGAAGAAUCCUAUAUCAAGAAACGCCCUCUUGCCGCCCACAAUGUGGCUCCUCCGCCUCCUCGAAUACUGCCUCGGCCGCCUCCUCUACCGCCGCCGCGGCUACGACUCCGACCUCUUUUUCAACACCAUACCCUUUGGAAACUUGAAGCCCACUCUCCGACUCGAGUCUCCCGAGUGCGGCCCCGCAGGCGCGCGCCUCACCAACGAUCACUCCGCCUUUGGUGCCGGCCGCAUCCCGCACUUCACAUGGCCUGCCGCGCCCCCGAGCGUGAAGGAAUACUUGUUCCUCGCCGAAGACCCAGACGCCCCGCUCGGCCACGCAAAUGUGCAUGGGAUAUACCUCGGCAUACCACCUACCACCACGUCGCUGGGGCCAGUGGACUUGGAAGUCGUGAGGGUAGAGAACGGUGUGAAGGUGCUCAAGAACGGUUGGACCGUUGGGCAGAACAGGAGGGGCUGGGUGUAUAUCCCUGCACGCCCACCGAGGGGGCAUGGGCCGCAUCGGUAUUUCUUUGUGCUGGUGGGGUUGGGGGAGAAGUUGGAUUUGGGGAGGAUGGACAAAGUGCCGACCAAAGGGGAGGUGGUGAGGGAGAUUGAGGGGAAGGUGGUGGCGUGGGGGGUUUGGGAGGGGACGUAUGAGAGUACAUUUUAA
Paraphaeosphaeria sporulosa is the source of this 763-nucleotide messenger RNA. Its product is annotated as PEBP-like protein. Lineage: Eukaryota; Fungi; Ascomycota; Dothideomycetes; Pleosporales; Didymosphaeriaceae. Bases 152 to 763 code for a protein of 203 amino acids. The record is from RefSeq and is a predicted model, not a curated record. The transcript has a single exon.